Messenger RNA from Sardina pilchardus (European sardine), 2507 nucleotides. It is a transcript of the gene rnmt, whose product is annotated as RNA (guanine-7-) methyltransferase. NCBI's taxonomy places the organism in Eukaryota, Metazoa, Chordata, Actinopteri, Clupeiformes, Clupeidae. Bases 371 to 1588 code for a protein of 405 amino acids. Gene Ontology annotation, cellular component: nucleus. Gene Ontology annotation, molecular function: mRNA 5'-cap (guanine-N7-)-methyltransferase activity. The transcript is spliced from 11 exons. The record is from RefSeq and is a predicted model, not a curated record. Gene Ontology annotation, biological process: 7-methylguanosine mRNA capping.
AAAACAUCUCAGACAAAUCUGUCACUACAAGAACAGCGUAACUGGUUUAUAAAUGGGAUAUAUUUGAAUUAUUUGACCUUGGUAUGUCCUGGUUGGUAUCCAUAUGCGUUACACCACAACGCACGUCUUACAUAUUGUCCUGCGCGAACAUCCAAGCCAACAGAGGGAGCAAGCUUCACAUCCAGUGUCUUGGAGUACGCCAACAAAUACGCAACAAGAACUCUCCGAUCUAACGUGGGAUGCGUAAUGGCGGAAAACUCAAGUUGUUAGCUACGAACCCAGAAACUCUCAACUAAAGUCUCAAAAGACUUCUCUCAACACCAACCAUUAUACCUAAGGCUGAUACAUAUUGGUUUUCAAGAAAGCAGAAAUGGAACAGUUCACAGACGCUGGUCAGAUUGCAGUUGAGGAACUUUCCAAGCCAUCAGAAGCAGAAGGCAGUGGCAAUGGAUCAUGCAUACCCACGGAGGGCACCGCAGGUGACGCCAGCAUCAAAGAGUCACCUUUGGGCAAAAGAAAGCGACCUCAGGAGGAAGAGGGUGAUGAGGAAUCCCCUUCCAAGAAACUGGUCACAGAGGAGGGGCAUCACAGCAAGAAAGUGGCGUCGCACUAUAACUCGCUGCAGGAGUGUGGUUUGGCCGAGCGCAGUAGGAGCAGAAUUGUUCACAUGCGAAACUUCAACAACUGGCUGAAGAGUGUCCUCAUAGGUGAGAUCCUGGAUAAGGUGCGUCAGCGCCAGAGAGAGGUGUCUGUGCUGGACCUGGGCUGUGGGAAAGGAGGAGACCUUCUCAAGUGGAGGAAAGGCCACAUCAACCGACUAGUUUGUGCAGACAUAGCAGCUGUGUCGGUGGAACAGUGUCAACAGCGCUACAAUGACAUGAGGAGAAAGUGUCACCCCAACGAGCGAAUAUUCUCUGCCGAGUUCAUCACAGCUGACUGCACCAAGGAGCUGCUGUCAGAGAAGCUGUCAGAUGAGAGUCUUCAGUUUGACGUGUGUAGCUGCCAGUUUGUGUACCACUACUCGUUUGAGACCCAGGAGCAGGCUGACACCAUGAUGCGCAAUGCCUGUGAGAGGCUCCGCCCUGGGGGCUUCUUCAUCGGCACCACGCCUGACGCCUAUGAGCUGGUAAAGCGUUUAGAAACCUCCGACACCAACUCGUUUGGGAACGAGGUGUACAAAGUAACUUUCCAGAAGAAAGGAGACUUUCCUCUUUUUGGCUGCAAGUAUGACUUCAACUUGGAGGGUGUGGUUGAUGUCCCAGAGUUCCUUGUCUAUUUCCCAAUGUUUGAAGAGAUGGCAAAGAAGUACAACAUGCGGCUAGUGUAUAAGAAGACCUUCCAUGAGUUUUUCCAAGAGAAAAUUCAGAAUGAGCAGAAUAAAACUCUGAUGCAGAGGAUGGGGGCACUGGAGCAAUACCCAGGCGGUGAUGCGGAUAAGCUGGCUUCUGAUAGGCCAGAGGAGUAUGAGCAUGCCAAGAUGCGCUCUGAGCAAGAGAACACCAGAAUGCCACUGGGAACUCUAAGCAAGUCUGAAUGGGAAGCCACAAGCAUAUACCUGGUGUUUGUGUUUGAGAAGAUGGAGUCCUGAACAUGGAAGAGCCUGACGUGUGGAUGAUGCAAGAGGACUGUACUGAUUCAUUUUUCUUUCUUUAAAAAAAAAAAAAAAAAAGAUCAAAUCGGCAACUUUUUUUCUUUUCUUCUUUAGUUGAUGUAUUUGGCAUGUACAAAGAUUGUCUGCACAGUGUCUGCCUCAAAGAGAUAGGGUCAAAAACAUUUUUGUACAAAAGCCAUUGUUUUUUUGUGGUCGGGAUUAUGGUUAAAAUCAAGACAUACCUCAAAUGAUGACAGAUAACAAAUAUACUGUAUAUGUAACCUGUGUAUGGCAUAUGGCCCACGCCCACACACACACACACACACACAGACAGAGAGAGAGAGAGAGAGAGAGAGAGAGAGAGAGUGUAACAGUAACUCCUUUGAGCACCUCUGUCACCAACAUCGAUGCUGUGAGUCAUGUUCAGCUGCUGCUCAAAGAUGUAGCAAAAAAUCGUUUGAAAUCGUUACUGAUUGCCCGGUACAGUUGCGCUCUGGGCACGCCACGUUAAAAUCAAAGCAAACCUAUGCUUUGUUGCCCGUCAGCAAAUGGCAAGCACACGACACGGUGGAGCGUGAGCUGCCCUCGGCCAUUUACCUCAUGGUAUCUCAUGACCGAGCGCGUUAUCCAUAGUCUUCAGUCCGGAUACCCUGAACUGGCCAUUGGCUUUGUCAGAAUCGCAUAAUUGUUUUCUAUGUCAGCACAUAAAUGAGAUUGUGAAGAAGAAACAUGUCUGGGCUCCAUUUCAAGGGAACUGUUUUGAUGCCUCAAAUCUGUUAGUUGUUUUCAAGGGGUUUAUGGACUAUGUAUGUGGGAUGACUUUGUUAAUAGCUAAAUUCAAAAACAGUAUUUUGUAGAUGUAUGUCAUUAGACUGUCAAGAUCCAAUUAAAUGACAAAUGCCAUUUAAUACUCCAA